CUUGUGUCAAAAUUCCAGUAAGUCGAUUCGAAAUCCUUGGUCAACACAUGAAUAAUCAGAAUGCGCGCUGGGCGCCGUACGGCCUGGGAAGAAGAGGAGGAGAUGGCCAGCCGGAUGAUGAUGGGCCGCAGAUUGUGGUCAUUAAUGAACGGGAGCUGCGGGCGUUUAUUUAUCGGGUGUACCUGGGCACCGUUGGGCUGUGUAUCCUCUCGGCGAUUCCGUGGAUCGUCCUGUCGGCGCUCGCGGUGAACGUGUACCUGGCCAUCCCGGUGCCGCCGUUCGUGUGGCUGAUACUGUCCCUGAUCAUCCUCACGGUGCUCAGCUGCGUCCGACAGACGCCCGCCCUGACCCUGUUCUGCUGGGGCAUGGUCUUGGGCUCCCUGUUCUUCGUCACUCUGUACGGAGCGUACUAUAUGUUCCUGGUGAACGUGUGGGUCCUCCUGGUCGCCAUGGUCCUGGCCGGCACCCUGCUGGCCCUCCUGCACUUGUACGGAGCCAGAAGUCCGGAAGUCCUGCUGCCCAACCUCAUCUGCACUUGCUGCAUUUUCCUGCUAGCCACCAUUACCAUGAUUGUGCUGCUCAUCCUCUUCUUGGUCAUCCACGAUCUGCGCUACAUGCUGGGCUUUGCCAUUGUGUUCGUCAUCCUGAUCAUCUUCAUGGCCCCCUUCCAGGCCCGCUAUAUCUGCGGAAGGCUGCAGCAGGUGCCCUACGGGGAGACGGCCAGCUCCGCCAACGGGAUUUACCUGCACUUCGUCUUCCUGCUCUGCUGCAUGCUCAUCUUUGUCGUGUACUACAAGUCCGUGAAUUAAAUGUGAGGAACAAGUGAAUUUUCGGGAGUACUAUAAUAAAGAAUAAAUGUAUUAAAUGUC
This is a messenger RNA of Drosophila takahashii, 869 nucleotides long. RefSeq lists its product as uncharacterized. The record is from RefSeq and is a predicted model, not a curated record. NCBI's taxonomy places the organism in Eukaryota, Metazoa, Arthropoda, Insecta, Diptera, Drosophilidae.